AUGGCAGUUUGGGUGGCAGGAGUAUUCAGCCCAACUGGACUCUCUCCCUCGACCAAUACAUAUCAGCAUCCCUCGAGUCGUACUCUCUUGACGGGUGAAUUGACUGAAUCUCUCUGGAUCGAUUGGUAUUUUAGUAGACUCGAUAUUUUGACUCACAAGCUACAAGGAACACUGCACUUUUUGAUCUCCAAGUUGUCAGGCGAAGCCCCAAUUUCCGGUACUCCUCCGUCGCCUGUAGACAUUGGCUCAACAGCAGGGCCUUCUGUCUCUCCCGAACAUACAUCAUCAUGUCUACCAACGCAACUUCCUUCCUCCCCCAAGAACAAAAUCUCACCAACUGAAGCCCCUUCCAAUCCCUGGAUCCCGUCUUCUUGA
Molecule: messenger RNA, 375 nt
Organism: Colletotrichum godetiae
Lineage: Eukaryota; Fungi; Ascomycota; Sordariomycetes; Glomerellales; Glomerellaceae
Exons: 1
Coding region: 1-375 (124 amino acids)
Source: RefSeq, a predicted model, not a curated record